Prinia subflava (tawny-flanked prinia) is the source of this 1210-nucleotide messenger RNA. RefSeq lists its product as uncharacterized. Lineage: Eukaryota; Metazoa; Chordata; Aves; Passeriformes; Cisticolidae. Gene Ontology annotation, cellular component: plasma membrane. The transcript has 4 exons. Gene Ontology annotation, biological process: cell surface receptor signaling pathway. The record is from RefSeq and is a predicted model, not a curated record. The coding region runs from base 62 to 1210 and encodes 382 amino acids. Gene Ontology annotation, molecular function: transmembrane signaling receptor activity.
AGUGUCCUCAGGUCUUGCCUCAGCCCAGGGUGAUCGAGGUGUCCCUGUCCUCAAGACCUCCAUGCUACACCAGUGUUCCACUGGGGACAGUCUGGGGACAGACACCACACCUCAUUCCCCGGGUGCUGCUGUCCCUGCGAUGCCACCCCCAGCCCUGGCCCUCGGCCUUGCUGGUGCCCAGACCACCCAGCUCCUGGUGGAGCCCCCUUGGACACCAGCAGUGCUGUGGGACCGGGUGACACUGACCUGCCAGGGCUCGGGGACCGCCGGUGCCACCACCUGGUACAAGGAUGGGAAGCGGUGGUUGCAGGAGGGACCCGACUGCCUCAUUGUCACCAAGACUGGCACCUACUGGUGUGACAGACCUGGUACCAGGCUGAGCCCCUCCGUGCUCGUUGUAAAUGGUGAGAGGUCUUUGUUUCCCCACCCUGGCACGUGCGGGAGCCCCGAGAGAUCUGGGUUGCCUCAGCUCCAUGGGGUCACCCCCUGGUGUGACCAGAGUCCAUCCCCUGCGCACGGGGACAUCCGAGGGCCUCACUGGAGCAUGUCCUGUGUGCACCAGUGCACCCAGGUGCAGCGAGCCCACCCUGUUGUGCUGGGGGAGACCCUGUUCCCUCUGUUGCCAUUGGGACCCUCCUGUCCCGCAGCCAUCCCAGUGUUGCAGGUGCCAGCGUGGGCGCUGCUGGAGGGGGACACGGUGACACUGCGCUGCUGGGCCAGGCAGGAGGAGUCAAAUCUUUUUGUUCGUUUCUACCACAACGGGACGGGUCCGUGGUGGCCCAUCCGUCGAACUGAGCUGCCCCUGCCCCCCUUGCAGCUGCACCACAGCGGCAGCCGCAGCUGCAGCGUCUGCCGGAGGUUCUGGCCUCGGUCGUCACUGUGGCAGGAGUCGGCGCCUGUGACAGUGACAGUGCACAAGCUCUUCACGGUCCCGGUGCUGCAGGGUCCCCCUGAAGUCUCUGAGGGGUCCCCCCUGACUCUCAUCUGCCUCAGCACCCCCAGCCCCCUGCGUCCCAGAGCCCCCCUCCUGCACCUCUUCUACCGGGACGGGCAGUUGGUGGGGGGCCUGCAGGGGUCCCCGCAGCUCCUGGUGCCCGCUGUGGGGGUCUCCCACUCGGGGAGUUACAGCUGCCAGGUGCCCUCCGAGUCAGGGGCCGUGCGGAAAAGCAGCGCCUGGCUUGGCGUCACGGUGCGCAGUGAACACAGGUGA